AUGCGAUCAGACAAAUGCUCGCCCAGUCAAGUCACGAAGCGUGCUACAGCUUUACCUUUUCUAGAUUCGGAAGUCAUCCGUGACGACAAAGAUUUCGUCUUAUUUCAUGUGACUGCAAGUUUGAAUUCACUUCGCAAUUUUCUUCCAAGCUCCCAAGUGCUGAAGUACGAGCCACAAUGCAGCGUGGGUUUUUUCUUCUACUUGCUGUCACCGCCCUGCUCGCAUGCUGCGAUGUCGUUUCGGCCUCUACGAACGUUGGACUCAGCGGUCUCCAAGGCGACUUCUUCGGAUAUCGCUAGUGCCAUAUACCGUUUUUCGGGGAACAAAGGCGUUCGAUCCUUGAGAACCAGCGAGACUGACAAGGACUUGACCGAUGAAGAGCGAGGGAACAACUUCUACGAUGACAUGGCUACGUGGUUGUCGAGUUUGUCCGAACAAGUCGUCAUUAAGGCUGAGACGUCACCGAAGGUGCUGAAGUGGUUCACAAGAUCCAAAUCGAUCAAGCAACUCGCCGAGACAAAGUCUCUGACUCUGGAGGCUCUUCAACGUUCGCUCAUCGAAAAGUACACGGCUCUGGAAAGCGCGUUGAAAACCCCGGACGAUCUGUUCACGAUGCUGAAGCUCAACCCCGAAGUAGCUGCGAUUAAGAAGUUUGACCACAAGGUGCUGAGAAAGGUGUCUGAUGAUGAUUAG
Molecule: messenger RNA, 693 nt
Organism: Phytophthora sojae
Lineage: Eukaryota; Oomycota; Peronosporomycetes; Peronosporales; Peronosporaceae
Exons: 1
Coding region: 1-693 (230 amino acids)
Source: RefSeq, a predicted model, not a curated record